Molecule: messenger RNA, 372 nt
Organism: Trichoderma gamsii
Lineage: Eukaryota; Fungi; Ascomycota; Sordariomycetes; Hypocreales; Hypocreaceae
Exons: 1
Coding region: 1-372 (123 amino acids)
Source: RefSeq, a predicted model, not a curated record
AUGGAGUCACUUCAGGCCGCUCUAAACAUAACCUACAAAUAUUCAGCACACGAAUUUCUGUUUCUGCACAGAAUUCCGGCUCAGUGUAUUGUGACGGAUAAGAGUCUGGAUAUCCAACUUAGCGGCCCAUCAACGUCACAGGAGGGCACCGGCUAUACCACAACUCUCGAAUCGGGUCGACAAGACGCAUUCACCUCUGCACAUAACAACUUGAUUCAGAGCUUUGAUGCACUCAGCGAUAGUUUACAACAGUUCAUUGAUGCAUCAACUAAAGCCAAUGGUGUCCUGACCAGAAUCGUGAAUAAGAGAGCUAUAGGCGACGCCGCCAGUGAGGAAGCGAAGGAGAUAAAGGAAGAUCAGGAGAACCGGUAG